ACGCCCCUUGUGUCUUAUAAUUUAACAUGUUAACAUUUCAUAGGAUCGACACAUUACGCAAUGUAUAUAUAAUAUUUAUGUUCUAUAUCGUUAUAUUACAUUAUAAUAUUCCUAAACAUGUUCCUUUUAAAUGUUUUAAAACAUGCAUAUCUGAGACACGUACCAAUAUCUCACGAACUCAAAACUGGAUGAGACAGUGCUUGCUCUGAUAUAAUACGUGUUUUGCUAAGAUCUAGAAGUUUCAUUAAACGAUUGUAUGCUUCCUUGGGGUAUUCGAUUUCGAUAUCUGGCGGUGCUUUAAGUUUUAUAAUAAUUUUGAGACAUCAUAAAAUAAGGAAUUGUACAUUGUACAUUGUUGAAGCAAUAAGGAGGAAAAUUAGAUAUAAAGCAAAUGUCAACAUUGUCAACUCGAACGAAAGAGCAGUUGCAGUUAGCAGCCGUGUUCAUGCUCGUGUAGACCCCGACGACCCCGUCCCGGGUCCCGGUCCCCGGUCCGUUCAGUCCGUUGUCCGUUUAGCGUAGCGGAUAGCGGUGGCGCCUCUUUUACGUGUUAAAUUAUCUCGAUCGCACUUUUAUCACCUAUAUCUUUCACUGAACACUGAAAAAUCACGGAUUGCGUUGUAAGAUUUCGAAAUUUUGCGAAGAAUGGCCAAGAGUCGCGAUAAUCGCAAUCGCGUAGAUCACACGAGGCAAACAACGAUACGGUUAUUCGAAGACCAAGAUCGCGAACACGACAUCGUCGCGGAAGUUGGACGAACAACUCCACGGAACGGGGUAUGGGCGAGUUCCUUGCUUCUCUCUUUAACACCCCAAUUGUUUGUAACUUCCCCGACAACAACAAUAAGAGCCACGCCUGUACCUCCGAACGCUCCCGUCAAACUAAGGAAGCCUUUCUCCAAAGAGGGUUUAAAACCUAAAAAGCUUCGUUUUACGGACAAAGAUAAGGACGGAACGGAGGACGAAAACUAUUCUAAGAAAAGCGCAGAUUUUUUUAUAAAAAUGUCUAAACAGAAAGCAGAAUUUCCCAAGCGACAGGGCAAAUUGAAAGCAAGAUUAGAUUGCGAUAUGCAAGAUAGCUUGAGUGCUAUGUUGCAAAAUGUACGAUUUGAAUUGGACAAUAAGAAGAAUAUGCGAUAUGGACAAGGACAAUAUGAGAAAAGAGCGAAAAAUAACAAAGAUUCUUCGCAAUCGUCAAAAUUAAACUGCAGUCCGAAAGAUAAAACUAUCGCCUCCUGUUCCGUACCGCAAGUGCCAAUUCCGAUGAAAAUAAAGACAGAUUUAAUAGAAAAUAAAUAUAAUGCCGGAAGUCUUGUAUGGGGUCUCGUGGAUGGUUAUCCAUGGUGGCCCGCAAUUGUAGAUGAUUGGAUUGAGACUUUACAGUUUUAUGAAUUAAAAGAAUCAUCAAUAAUUCCUGUAAAAUACCAUGUAACCUUCUUUAAAGAUAAUCUUCAUUGUGAGUGGCUUAAUCGAAAAACUAUCAAACCUUUUAUAAAAUUUAAAAAGAGCACGCUUGUGAGAAAGCAAAAUAAAUUCAAUGAAAUAAAUCAUAAAAAAUCGCUGGAAAAAGCUUAUGCCUUAGCACAAAGCGCGAUUCCAUUAUCGAUAUCCGAGAGGUUACAAAGAUUUAGUUCUUUUUCGCGCAUAAGAAAUUUGCAAGGAUCUGUGAUUCAAUCGUACGAAGAGCAGGAUGAUGAAAUUUCUUCCACACCAACCGAGUCAACUGAACAUAUUACCUUAAAAGAAUUUUAUCUUAAAAUUGAUAAGAAACGUGUAGAACAGAGGGCGAAACUUGAACACGAAUUGCUCAAAGCACAUCACAAUUGUUAUUGCAAAUAA
Molecule: messenger RNA, 1836 nt
Organism: Temnothorax curvispinosus
Lineage: Eukaryota; Metazoa; Arthropoda; Insecta; Hymenoptera; Formicidae
Product: zinc finger CW-type PWWP domain protein 1-like
Exons: 7
Coding region: 646-1836 (396 amino acids)
Cellular component (GO): nucleus
Source: RefSeq, a predicted model, not a curated record